Molecule: messenger RNA, 1135 nt
Organism: Cydia fagiglandana
Lineage: Eukaryota; Metazoa; Arthropoda; Insecta; Lepidoptera; Tortricidae
Exons: 4
Coding region: 1-585 (194 amino acids)
Source: RefSeq, a predicted model, not a curated record
AUGGCAAGCAGAAAGAUGGAGAAAUAUCAGAAAUAUCACAUGGACCGAUUCACAUCUUGUGAUUCGAUUCACGCGCGACGCGCGCCGAACCGCGAUAACGCCUGUUUUGUUGCAGAAUCUCGACCGCUGAGGAAGAAUUAUAAUCAACUGUCGUCCAACGAAAAGUUAGACAAUCGACAAAUUGAGAAUAUUCACAUUGAAGAAGCUGCAGUAGACUCAGAUGCGAGCAGCACAGAUUUGGAAGAGCGCGAUAUGCGUGGAGUGUGCCCACCUUGCGCACAUGACCGAUACAACAACAAUAUCCGCCGACACGACCACGACGACUUCAGCGAUGACACAGAUUACGACGAGGCGCUAACGUGCAACGUGUGCGACCGCUCGUUCCCCACGCGCCGUCAGCUCAGUGACCACCAGCAAAAGAAGAGGCAUUUUGGAUGCGUGGCAUGCGACAGCCUGUUCCCUUCGCUAAUGGCGCUCGAGCACCACAAGGAGGAGUUCCAGCACUGGAGCGACUCCUCCUGCUGCUCGCGCUCCGACUCCGAGGACUCCGACGAGUGCCACGAGGACCGCCAUCGGCUACUCUAAUGCCACCACCUCAUUAUUGCCGGGGACAACGCAUCCAAGCUCGGGACCUUCGUGUGAUUGCGACGGCUAACUCUUUGGCACUUCAAAGGGGUAUACAAUUAUGUGGGUUUUAUGUACCAAACAAAGAGCUGUAUGUAAUAGACCCAAAAGAAAUGUAAUAGAACCAAAAUGAAUGCAAACUUGUAUAUUUUGAGCUGACGAGAUUCUCUAUCGGUCUAGGCCGUAGUAGGCGUCGGUCGGUGCAUAUAUUUUUACGAUAUCGAGUGAUUACUAAAUUCCCAAGACUGCUUUCAUUUCUGGAGCCCUCUAACUAGACUACUCUUUCAAACAUUACAACCCAAUUAACAGAAAAAUGGAACAAUAGGUAAAAUAUAAGCAAUUAAAACUUGUGCAAAUAUAUUUUUCUGUUCUCCGUGAAACCCUUUGGUUCGCAUGAUUGUUAUUGUAUAAGCAAGAUUGUUGCGUACAAUGAGAUUAAAUGCGCAAAGAUCAAUGCAGAUGGCACUGUAAUCGUAUAGGGUUUUCCUGAGUUAAAACUAGCCACAUAGAU